AUUACUGAAAGAAAGAUUAAGGAAAGUAAAUUGCACAUGGAAUCAAGUUUUGGAUCUUGUGAUGGUUUUAUUUAUUUGUUAUUUUUUUCUUGGGAGUGUUCAGAGAGAAGACAAAACAACAGAAACUGAGAAACACCAACCUAGAAGGAGGAUGGUAAAGACCAAAGAGUGACUCCACAUUCCUUAUUUAUCUUGUCUACUCCAGAGGCAAGAAUCCUUAUCAAAUCCCUUUCUUGGUUUUGUAUUUUUAUUUGUUUUCAAAGAAAGAAAGAAAGAAACAGAUGAAGUGAUUCCUAUAAGAUCUGCAAGUAAUAAGAGAAAACUUAGAGAAGAGCUACAAUGGAUAGUGUGGUUCAGUUGCAAAGACAGUUAGUUGACUACACAGCUUCACUUUUCCAUGAGGGAUUCUUGGAUGAACAGUUUAAUCAACUUCAGCAACUGCAAGAUGAAAGCAACCCAGAUUUUGUGGUUGAAGUUGUAUCUCUUUUCUUUGAAGAUUCAGAAAGGCUUCUUAAUGAACUGGCCAAAGCUCUAGACCAGCAAAGUGUAGAUUUCAAAAGAAUAGAUGCUCAUGUUCACCAGUUGAAGGGUAGCAGCUCUAGCAUUGGUGCUCAGAGAGUUCAGAAAGUCUGUAUUGCCUUCCGAAACUACUGCGAUGAGCAGAACACUGAAGGGUGCCUAAAAUGCCUGCAACAAGUGAAGCACGAGUACUCCCUAGUGAAAACCAAGCUUGAAACUCUGUUCAAGCUUGAGAGACAGGUCCUGGCAGCUGGAGGAUCAAUUCCUUUGCCUAUCUGAUGAAGUGAUUAAAAACAGGCAAUAGCAGGCAAAAUGGGAUUUUGGAUAUGUAGAGGAGAUUUCCUUUUCUAUCUUCAUUGCUUCUUUUCCAUUUUCCAUCGACUACUUAAGCUCUAAAGUGUUCCAUCAGCUUUUUAGCAUAAGUUUGUACUAUAUGCAAUGUAUGAGCAAUGACAAAGAAUGUGAAUAAACCCUCCCGUUGAGCUUUGUUCUUUA
Molecule: messenger RNA, 1014 nt
Organism: Hevea brasiliensis (rubber tree)
Lineage: Eukaryota; Viridiplantae; Streptophyta; Magnoliopsida; Malpighiales; Euphorbiaceae
Product: histidine-containing phosphotransfer protein 1
Exons: 6
Coding region: 340-798 (152 amino acids)
Biological process (GO): cytokinin-activated signaling pathway; phosphorelay signal transduction system; phosphorylation
Cellular component (GO): nucleus; cytoplasm
Molecular function (GO): histidine phosphotransfer kinase activity; protein histidine kinase binding
Source: RefSeq, a predicted model, not a curated record